AUGUCUAUAUUCAAGGAACCCGCCAGACUUACUGCCUGCCCAUCUGAGGCCACGUUAUGCUCUGGUAUGGACUGCCUCGCUCCCACAACUGACUUUAAUGCAACGCUGAGUUUAGUGUUGAGCACCGUGCUCACUGUCAUGCUGGCUAUGGUCAUGUUUUCCAUGGGCUGCACCGUGGAUGCUAAAAAGCUUUGUGGGCACCUGAGGAGACCCUGGGGCAUUGUCAUCGGUUUCCUCUGCCAAUUUGGCAUUAUGCCUUUUACUGCCUUUGCUUUGUCCAUUGCCUUCAAUGUGUUGCCUGUUCAGGCCAUUGUCAUCAUCAUCAUGGGGUGCUGUCCUGGAGGCUCUGGUUCCAAUAUCAUCUGCUACUGGCUAGAUGGAGAUAUGGACCUAAGUAUCAGUAUGACUGCCUGUUCCUCCAUUCUGGCUUUGGGAAUGAUGCCUCUGUGUCUUCUCAUAUACACCUCCAUCUGGACUUCUGCAGACACCAUCCAAAUCCCUUAUGACAGUAUUGGUAUCACCCUUGUGGCCCUCCUUGUCCCAAUCACUGUGGGAAUGUAUGUUAAACGCAAAUGGCCUCACAUGGCUAAAAAGAUCCUCAAGGUUGGGUCUAUUACAGGAUUUGGUCUCAUUAUCAUCAUUGCAGUGGUGGGUGGAAUUCUUUACCAGUCUUCCUGGACCAUUGCUCCCUCUCUUUGGAUCAUUGGAACCAUUUACCCUUUUAUUGGUUUUGGACUGGGAUUCCUUAUGGCCCGCUUUGUGGGUCAACCAUGGUACAGGUGUCGAACAAUUGCUUUAGAGACUGGUUUUCAGAACUCCCAGUUGUGUAGCACCAUUGUCCAGCUGUCCUUCAACCCAGCUGAACUGGAGGUCAUGUUUGCAUUCCCUCUUAUCUACAGCAUCUUUCAGCUGGUGGUGGCUGUCAUGUUUGUGGGAGGAUAUCAAGCCUACAAAAAGUCAUGUGGUCUGGGAUCAGCUGAUUCAGACAGCGAAUCGCCAUCCUUGGAAGAUGGCUGUACAGAACAAGGAAAAGAGAAGCGUCAACACAUGGAAAAUAGUGCCUUUGAAUUGAAUGAGGAUUAUAUGAACAAAUGCAAGGCUGAUCACUCUGAAAAGAAUACUCAUCUUUGA
Molecule: messenger RNA, 1131 nt
Organism: Nerophis lumbriciformis (worm pipefish)
Lineage: Eukaryota; Metazoa; Chordata; Actinopteri; Syngnathiformes; Syngnathidae
Source: RefSeq, a predicted model, not a curated record